CAUCACGAUAAGUUCUCCUGCCCAGAUAACUAGUAAAGGGAACGGGCAGUUUGUUCCUAAUCGGACCAGCAUGCUGCAGAGGACUAUAUCCUCAGAGUAGCUUGCGAAGGCCUAGGAAGCUGGAGCCGUACAGAUAGCCGUACUGCGGUAAAUUCUCAUUAAAGAAGAAGGAGCAACAGCGGCAACAACAAAGGUGUGCAAUCGAAGAUGAAAACUGGCCGGAUUCCCGUUCGCAGCCGGAUCAGGCAGCAGGAGCUGAACCCGGUGUUUCACUUGCAGAAGGCCGAGGAAGACAACCAAAUCCUGACCCGCGGGAAGAUCAAGCAGGCGCUGAAAACGGGCGUUCUGAACCUGGCCGGCAAAGGCCUAGCCUCAGUGCCGGAAAAGGUUUGGAACCUGAGUGAUUCGGAUGAAAACGAGAAGGAGGUACGAUACGAUCUGGACCGCACGCAGGAGGAGGAUAGCUGGUGGAAUCAGAAGAGUCUGACGGCGCUCGAUCUAAGCUCCAACACGCUUACGGUGAUCAGUGAAAACAUACAAAACUUGGCCGAUCUAACGGUGUUGAAUCUACAAGAUAAUGCCUUAACCAGCCUGCCGGAGGGAAUCGGAGCGCUAACAAAGCUUAGCAAGCUGAAUGUUGCCCGCAACAAACUGGCCGAACUGCCCGAUAGCUUUUUUGGGUUGAAGGAGCUAAAGCACCUCAAUUUGUCGCACAACGAGUUCCCGGAGGUGCAUCCCAACAUAAGCGAUUUGAUUAUGCUCGAAACGCUGGACAUUUCGUUCAAUAGCAUUAACCUACUACCCGGUGGCAUUGGGUUUCUGGUGCGCCUUCAGCAGCUAACACUGAACAAUAACCGACUAACGGAGCUACCGAAUGAUAUAGUCAAUCUGCGCAAUCUGCACAAGCUCGAUCUUUCGAAGAACGAUCUGAAACGGCUUCCGCCCGUGAUGGGGGAGCUACGCAAGUUGGAGUGUUUCUAUGUGCAGCACAACGACAUCGAUGAGCUGCCUGAUUUUACCGGUUGCGAAGCGCUUAAGGAGUUACAUAUGGCCAACAAUUUCAUUCGCACGCUGCCAGCGGAUUUCUGCGAAAAUCUGCCCCAACUGCGGGUACUCGAUCUACGCGACAACAAGAUCGAACGCCUGCCGGACGAGAUCGCGCUCCUGGCGAGUCUGACGCGGCUCGAUCUUUCGAACAACACGAUCAGCAGCCUACCGUCGUGCCUGUCGACGCUGGCCCAUCUCGUUAGCCUGCAGGUCGACGGUAAUCCCAUUCGCUCGAUUCGUCGCGACAUCAUACAGUGCGGUACGCAGCGCAUCCUGAAGACGCUGCGCGAGCGCGACGGACCGAAGCAGUCCAACAGCCGUUCGACGGAAACGUCGACAACGUCAUCGAAGGGAACGGGUGGGUUCUUCGAAGAAGCGGCCACUUUCCCGGACGUGUAUCAGAUGCGCAAGGGCCGUGCACUAAUCGUCAGCUCGAAGGCCCUGGUCGACAUGCCAGAGCAGGUGUUUUGUGAUGCACGCGAAGCGGCCGUCUACAAUGUGGACGUGAGCAAGAACAAGUUGGCAGAAGUGCCGGCUGGACUGGCACUGCUCGCUUCGCAGCUGACCGAGCUAAACGUGAGCUUCAACUUGCUGCGAACCGUUCCAUCAUUCUUCUCUCAGUUCGACAAAAUCGCUUACCUCAACCUGUCCAACAACUCGCUCGAAGAGCUGCCCGAGGUAGUCGGGCUGCUGGUCACGCUUCGAGAGCUGAACGUUGUCAACAAUCAGCUACGAUGCCUGUCCUCGUCUGUAUACGAGCUAAAAGGGCUCGAGAUACUUUUAGCCAGUGGUAAUCGGAUCGAGGAAAUCGAUGCCUCUGAGACGGGGCUAGGUGCACUGAAGCGUUUGGCGACGCUAGAUCUGGCGAACAACAACAUCAAACACGUUCCGCCCGUACUAGGCACGCUGAAGAACAUCACAACAUUAGAGUUGAUUGGGAACAGCUUCCGACAGCCACGGCAUCAGAUAUUGGAAAAAGGAACGGACUCAAUUAUGGCCUAUCUGCGGGAUCGUAUACCCCAGUGAACCUGGAUGCGGAGUGUCAUAUGGUGUACCGACUAC
Molecule: messenger RNA, 2109 nt
Organism: Anopheles darlingi
Lineage: Eukaryota; Metazoa; Arthropoda; Insecta; Diptera; Culicidae
Gene: f-cup
Product: leucine-rich repeat-containing protein 40
Exons: 6
Coding region: 208-2073 (621 amino acids)
Molecular function (GO): protein binding
Source: RefSeq, a predicted model, not a curated record